Molecule: messenger RNA, 570 nt
Organism: Brugia pahangi
Lineage: Eukaryota; Metazoa; Nematoda; Chromadorea; Rhabditida; Onchocercidae
Source: the annotation of a GenBank genome assembly
AUGCAAUCAACGUUCACGAAUGAGACUAUCAGAGAAUGCUGGUGUGAGGAAGAAGACAUUUGCAUGAAGGACGUUGAGUUGAAGCUGCAGAAGUGUCUCGACAGAUGCUGGGCUCGAGAUGCCACCAAGGUGACGUUAAGGCCCGAUGACCUACGGCAAUGUUUUAUUCAGCAAAAACCGAUCGCUGAUCACUUGGUUACUUGUAUUAAAUCCAAUAUGAAAUGUUGCGCUGACUCAAAGUAUGGACCUCAGAUACCGAAGCAGGACAUUGGGAAAAUUAUUAAUCUGACAGGAGAAAAGCUGCAGGAAGCAGAAAAUAAAAUUAUUACAAAUCCUACGCUUCAGCCAAUUCAAAAAGUGCUUGAUGCUGUAAUCGAAAUCGGAAAAUGUGUCAAAGAUUGCGCCAUGGAAGGCGACGGUCUCGAAGAGUGCUUUGAGAGAUAUACAUGCCAGCCAUGCGUACACGUGAAUCGAAUGCAAGGAACAGUCCGGAAAUGUUUCAAGCACGUAGACUGGAGAAGGGCUGUCGGAGAACUGUGUAACUGUACCGUAGAAUCCGGUGUUAGGUAA